Messenger RNA from Aspergillus udagawae, 1017 nucleotides. RefSeq lists its product as uncharacterized. The coding region runs from base 1 to 1017 and encodes 338 amino acids. Lineage: Eukaryota; Fungi; Ascomycota; Eurotiomycetes; Eurotiales; Aspergillaceae. The transcript has a single exon. The record is from RefSeq and is a predicted model, not a curated record.
AUGACUGUCACAUCACCACCAGGACCAAGUCGCCGGAUAUUCCUACUCGCCCAACCGCGCACGGCGUCGAAUCUCUUGGUCCGACUGCUGGGACUAGAAAAUCAAUCCAAUGUCUAUUGGGAUGAGCCUAAAUCUUGUCCAUUUGUCGACAGAAACCACUUGAACACACUUAUCCCACUGGCAAGCAAGCCUGUUGACGAGUGGACUGAGGAUGAAAUAGCCGAAGUUAAGAAGGGUUUCCAGCGGUGUUUCAACAAGCUUGACCAAUACGUUGCUGUUGGAGAAAAUGAUGGCAAGGUCAUAUUUGCAAAAGAUCACUGCAAUCUAAUGUGGAGGCCGGACGUGCAUAAUCAUCUUAAUGACAAAGCCUCCAAGGAAUUCGAAGUCUCACUGUCACCUCGCCAUGAGUUUGCCCAAGAAGAAAUGCCGCAAAACCCCACAGUCUUACCUUCGCAGUACUUGGUAACCUGGCGGCCUAUAUUUGUGAUACGACAUCCAGCUCUUUCGUUCGCCUCCUAUUAUCGAACUUCUCUCCGAGCUCACGCUUCUAAAGAUAAAGAUAUGACGCCGCUCCGCCGUGAGGCGCUGGAAAAGCACAGGAAGACUCAGAUGUCGUUCUCCUUCACCAGAUCCCUGUAUGAUUGGUAUUUGGAAUGGUCUACCAAUCAAGAUGAUACAAAUAUGGUACCCGUCCUGCUGGAUGCCGAUGAUUACAUCAACGACCCAGAAAUUGUUCGUCAUCUUGCUAGAGAACUGGAGCUGGAUGAGUCGAGUGUGCAGUGCUCGUGGAGUCCAAGAAGUUACGAAGGCGCCGACUACUUUUUGACAGUGUGGCGAGACACGUUGGACUCAUCAAGAGGUGUCCUAAAGGACAAAAUGGCGAGAAAUUUGGAUAUUGGAUAUGAGUAUAUGAAGUGGAAGGCGGAAUUCGGAGAGAGUGUUGCCCAUAUGCUUCUGGAUUGUGUUAUGAACGCGAUGCCUGAUUAUCACUAUCUCAGAUCCAAACGAUUUUGUUAA